GUUUUUGGCACAAUUUAAUAAAAAUAUUUAAUAGUUUUCUUCCCAGAAGAAGGCUUCAAUCAUGGUUUCGUAGUGCUUGUAGUUUAGCUCACGACUCAGUCCAUCUGUUUCCGCUCUGUCUCUCUGCGUGUUUUUGCGUGUAUAAGGGACAGUUGGAUUGCAAGCUCUUCAAAACUUUGAAGCUUUCCUUCAUUUUCUGAGCACAAGCUCCUUCUGCUUUAAUGGGUUUCUGAGAAGAUCGAGCAGAGAUCUGGAUACUCAGUGGCAUUUAGCAUAUUCUUUCCUUAGGGCAUAAAGACAUAUCAAUCUUAGUCCCUAAACAUCCCUAAACAUGGCGUCAAGAUCAUUCAGGGCUAGCCGAUCAUCUCUGUCAACAAGUUCUGAUGCGCCCGAUGGCCAGAAGCCUCCUCUACCUCCUACUGUAACAUUUGGUCGGAGAACCUCAUCUGGUCGAUACAUCAGUUACUCUAGGGAUGAUCUUGACAGUGAACUAGGUAGUAGUGAUUUCAUGAAUUAUACAGUGCAUAUACCGCCAACCCCGGAUAACCAACCUAUGGAUCCAUCAAUCUCACAGAAAGUUGAGGAGCAAUAUGUAUCAAACUCUCUUUUCACAGGUGGGUUCAAUAGUGUUACACGAGCCCAUCUAAUGGACAAAGUAAUAGAAUCUGAAGCAAACCACCCACAGAUGGCUGGUGCAAAAGGAUCUUCCUGUGCAAUUCCUGGUUGUGAUUCAAAGGUGAUGAGUGACGAACGUGGUGUUGAUAUUCUUCCUUGUGAGUGUGAUUUCAAGAUAUGUAGAGAUUGUUAUAUAGAUGCUGUAAGAACAGGAGGUGGAAUGUGCCCAGGAUGCAAGGAGCCAUAUAAAAACACAGAGUUAGAUGAAGUGGCUGUGGAGAAUACAAGGCCUCUUCCCCUUCCUCCGCCAAGUGGAAUGUCUAAAAUGGAGAGGAGAUUGUCCUUGAUGAAGUCAACUAAGUCAGCACUAAUGAGGAGCCAAACUGGAGACUUUGACCACAAUCGGUGGCUGUUUGAAACAAAGGGGACCUAUGGCUAUGGAAAUGCUAUAUGGCCAAAGGAAGGCGGACUUGGGAAUGGAAAAGAGGAUGAUGUUGCUGAGCCAACUGAAUUCAUGAACAGACCUUGGAGACCACUUACGAGGAAACUGAAAAUACCUGCUGCUGUUUUGAGCCCAUAUCGUCUUCUUAUUUUAAUUCGCAUGGCUGUUCUGGGCUUGUUCUUAGCAUGGAGGGUCAAUCAUCCAAAUAAUGAUGCAAUCUGGCUAUGGGGCAUGUCUGUUGUUUGUGAGAUAUGGUUUGCUUUUUCGUGGCUUCUGGAUCAACUGCCCAAGCUAUGCCCAGUUAAUCGUGCCACAGAUCUUAAUGUCUUGAAGGAAAAAUUUGAGGCACCCACCCCAAAUAAUCCAACUGGAAAGUCUGAUCUCCCAGGAAUAGAUGUCUUCGUUUCUACUGCUGAUCCUGACAAAGAGCCACCACUUGUCACUGCAAAUACCAUCUUGUCUAUUUUAGCUGCAGAUUAUCCUGUUGAGAAGCUUUCUUGUUAUGUGUCUGAUGAUGGAGGUGCACUUCUAACUUUUGAGGCCAUGGCUGAAGCUGCAAGUUUUGCCAAUAUAUGGGUACCCUUUUGUCGUAAGCAUGAUAUAGAGCCCAGGAAUCCUGAGUCGUAUUUCAAUUUGAAAAGAGAUCCUUAUAAGGAUAAAGUGCGGUCAGAUUUUGUCAAGGAUCGUAGACGGGUGAAGCGUGAAUAUGAUGAGUUCAAGGUCAGGAUCAAUAGUCUUCCUGACUCUAUCCGUCGCCGAUCAGAUGCCUAUCAUGCAAGAGAGGAAAUCAAGGCCAUGAAACUUCAAAGACAAAAUAGGGAAGAUGAACCUGUUGAAAGUGUGAAGAUUCCAAAAGCAACUUGGAUGGCUGAUGGAACUCAUUGGCCUGGGACUUGGUUAAAUUCUGCACCUGAGCACUCUAGGGGUGAUCAUGCUGGUAUAAUACAGGUGAUGUUGAAACCUCCCAGUGAUGACCCUCUUCUUGGAAAUGCUGAUGAUACAAAGCUCAUUGACUUGACUGAUGUUGAUAUCCGUUUGCCCCUUCUUGUUUAUGUUUCCCGUGAGAAGCGUCCAGGUUAUGAUCACAACAAAAAAGCAGGGGCUAUGAAUGCCUUGGUUCGAGCAUCAGCUAUAAUGUCAAAUGGCCCCUUUAUACUCAAUCUUGACUGUGAUCAUUAUAUCUACAACUCAAAGGCAAUGAGGGAAGGUAUGUGCUUCAUGAUGGAUCGUGGAGGUGAUCGCAUUUGUUAUGUCCAGUUCCCACAGAGGUUUGAGGGGAUUGAUCCCUCUGAUCGAUAUGCUAAUCAUAACACAGUUUUCUUUGAUGUCAAUAUGAGAGCUCUAGAUGGACUUCAAGGUCCAGUCUAUGUGGGAACUGGGUGUCUUUUUAGACGAGUUGCCCUUUAUGGUUUUGACCCACCUCGUGCAAAAGAAAACCACCCAGGUUGUUGUAGCUGCUGCUUUGGACGUCGCAAGAAGCAUUCCUCGAUGGCAAACAACAAUGAAGAGAAUCGGGCAUUAAGGAUGGGUGAUUCUGAUGAUGAAGAGAUGGAUCUUUCAACAUUCCCUAAAAAAUUUGGAAACUCAACUUUCCUCAUCGACUCUAUUCCAGUUGCAGAGUUCCAAGGCCGGCCUCUUGCUGAUCACCCUGCUGUGAAAAAUGGCCGCCCACCUGGUGCUCUCACCAUUCCCCGUGAUCUUCUUGAUGCAUCAACAGUGGCAGAGGCCAUCAGUGUUAUCUCAUGUUGGUAUGAGGACAAAACUGAGUGGGGAAACCGUGUUGGAUGGAUCUAUGGUUCUGUUACUGAAGAUGUGGUUACUGGAUAUAGGAUGCACAAUAGGGGAUGGAAAUCUGUAUAUUGUGUGACCAAGCGUGAUGCCUUCCGUGGAACUGCUCCAAUCAAUCUCACAGACAGGUUGCAUCAGGUGCUUCGAUGGGCUACUGGCUCUGUUGAGAUAUUCUUCUCUCGAAACAAUGCCCUUCUGGCUAGCCCAAGAAUGAAGCUUCUUCAACGAAUUGCAUACCUUAAUGUCGGCAUUUACCCAUUCACUUCCAUAUUUCUCAUUGUUUAUUGUUUCCUUCCUGCACUUUCCCUCUUCUCGGGCCAGUUCAUUGUUCAGACGCUCAAUGUUACAUUCCUUGCUUAUCUCUUGACCAUCACUGUGACUUUGUGCGUGCUUGCUAUCCUUGAGAUUAAGUGGUCAGGUAUUGAGCUCGAAGAAUGGUGGAGAAACGAGCAGUUUUGGUUGAUUGGAGGCACUAGUGCCCAUCUUGCUGCUGUGCUCCAAGGUUUGCUGAAGGUCAUAGCAGGGAUCGAAAUCUCCUUCACAUUGACUUCAAAAUCUGGAGGUGAUGAUGUUGAUGAUGAGUAUGCUGAUCUCUACAUUGUGAAAUGGACAUCCUUGAUGAUACCACCCAUCACAAUCAUGAUGGUCAACUUAAUAGCGAUAGCAGUUGGGGUUAGCCGAACAAUAUACAGCGUCAUACCGCAGUGGAGCCGUCUGCUGGGUGGCGUCUUCUUCAGUUUCUGGGUCUUAGCUCAUCUGUAUCCAUUUGCAAAAGGUUUGAUGGGAAGAAGAGGAAGGACGCCGACCAUUGUUUUUGUAUGGUCAGGGCUGAUAGCAAUCACUAUAUCUCUCUUAUGGGUUGCAAUCAAUCCUCCUGCUGGUUCUACCCAAAUUGGUGGAUCGUUUCAGUUUCCGUAAUAGAUCAUUCUUUUUUCCCCCCCUUCUCCUUAAUGUUGAAUCUGUCCUGAAAAUUUCUUAUUUUACCAUUCUUUUCUUCUUUUUUACUUUAAGUACUGUGCUCAUGAAUUUUGUUUAUCAGUUAUUUAUGUAAUGAGUAAAGAUUAAUGGCAACUGAGACUUCUGGCCAAGGCUUUUAUGGCUACUAA
Neltuma alba is the source of this 3951-nucleotide messenger RNA. Its product is annotated as cellulose synthase-like protein D3. The record is from RefSeq and is a predicted model, not a curated record. Gene Ontology annotation, biological process: cellulose biosynthetic process. Gene Ontology annotation, cellular component: membrane. NCBI's taxonomy places the organism in Eukaryota, Viridiplantae, Streptophyta, Magnoliopsida, Fabales, Fabaceae. Gene Ontology annotation, molecular function: cellulose synthase (UDP-forming) activity. The transcript has 4 exons. The coding region runs from base 332 to 3763 and encodes 1143 amino acids.